UUAAAUUUAAAAUCGACAUGAAAGUCAAAUAUGAAAUUGAAAUCACAAAAUUUAAUUAAAAGUUUGGUUAGGGAAAGACUUUAACGCUAAUUAAAUAAAUAAUUAAUUUGUAAAUAGCUCCAACCUCUAAACCAAUGUCGGCUUAUCAUUCAUGAAAACAUGUCUCGGAACAGUUGGAAUAAACGUGAUCAAGGCUGGAGAAAUAACCGAAACCAAAGACCUCCUGGUCUAAAAGGACGAGAAAUCGGAUUAUAUUAUAGAAAUCUUCAUAAGGAGGCUAAAAAGAAAAGUGAAAAUAGUAUAUCUCUUACAAUACCUCGAUCUGUGGUAACUUCUGUCAAAAACAAUUUGAGACAAAUAUUAUUUAUUGCCAAAGAGCAAGACAUCAAGCUACCAAAUAUUGUUACUUCAUUUUCUCAUAAUGCUACAACAGACAUAACAACAGAAGUUCCUAAUGCUACAGAUGUUAGUAAUGAUCAGAAAUGCAAUGAAUUUAAGUCUCCAUAUCCAGUCACAGAUAUGUUUUCCAAUGUCCCAAGUACAUCAUCUCUUCCAGAUUUUAUACCAAUUUACAGUGAAAAUGAAAUGGACUAUGACUAUAAUGAAAAACAACUCUCACUUAGAAGUUCAAAAUCUUAUAAAUAUGCUUAUGAAGAUAUAAUAACGGGAACAUUUGAUGAAAAACUUGCGGAAAGUUUAUCUAAAGGAAUUGCUAUAAACUUCAAAGAUGAACAUACCAAUGAUCUUAAUGUUUCCUUUCAAGAGGAAUAUAAGGAUAUGAUUACGAAAGAAAAAUAUAAAAAUUUCAUGAAAUUUCGUGAAACAUUACCAACAUAUAAGAAAUCUAAAGAUAUUCUAGAUCUUAUUGACAAUAACCAAGUUAUUGUCAUAAGUGGUGAAACUGGCAGUGGAAAAUCAACGCAGAUACCGCAAAUUAUUUUAGAUGAUGCUAUAAGAAAUGGUAAAGGCGCUAAUGUUAAAAUAAUGGUGACUCAACCUAGGAGAAUAGCUGCAUCUUCUCUUGCAGCUAGAGUUGCUCAGGAGAGGUGUGAUGUUAUGGGGAAUUCUGUAGGCUACUCUGUUAGAUUAGAGAGAAUAGAAGAAAGGGCUCGUGGCAGCAUCCAGUUCUGCACAACAGGGGUGCUGCUUGUCGAACUGGAAGUUCAUCAGGGUCUGACAAAUUGGAGUCAUAUUAUACUAGAUGAAGUACAUGAAAGGGACUGUCAUGUUGAUAUCUCCAUGUGCAUGUUGAAACAGGUUUUAAAAAGGCGACAAGAUUUAAAAUUAAUUUUAAUGAGCGCUACUUUAGAUGCUGAAACAUUAUCACAUUAUUUUAAUGAUUGUCCUGUGAUGAAAAUAGAGGGGAUAGCUUAUCCUGUUAAAGAUGUGUAUCUAGAAGAUAUUUUGGACAUGACAAAGUUUAAACUUCCGGAGAACAACAAUAAACAGCGGAAGCAACCAAAGUUUAAGCGAUAUGUAAACAAACAUAAACAAUCAGAUGAAAUGGAAAAAGACAUUAAAUAUAAAGCAGAAAUCAUUGAUUGGUUAGAAUCAAAGAGACGUGGACUAGAUUACAAUGUUUACAAAACACUGCAAGACUCGAGGAUUGAAGAAUUAAAUCUAGAUCUAGUGCUUGAACUUCUGAAACGUAUUUGCAGAGGAGAUCCCGGAGCUGUAUUGAUAUUCUUAACAGGCAUUGGAGAUAUAUCAAAGUUCCUAAGGUUGAUGAACGAAAGUCAACUAUUCCCAAAGGAACGUUAUGAAAUUUACCCCUUACAUUCAAAACUACCUUCAUUAGAUCAACGUAGAAUAUUCGAAAGGCCACCGAAUAAUGUUAGAAAAAUUAUUGUAGCAACAAAUAUAGCUGAAACUUCAAUAACUAUAGAUGAUAUAGUAUAUGUCAUUGAUUGCGGAAGAAUUAAAUUGAACGGAUUUGAUAUUGAAGAUAAAAUAUCAACGCUUCAGUCCGAGUGGGUGUCUCAAGCUAACUUACGUCAAAGGCGUGGUCGCGCAGGUCGCUGCCAGCCUGGUAUUUGUUACCACAUGAUGACGUCAUACCGUGCCUCCACGUUAUCCGAGCGUCUGCUGCCGGAGUUACAGAGAAGUAACCUGUUAGAACCAGUGCUAACUGUGAAGAGAUUGAGACUUGGAUUGGCAGCUGACGCGUUUAGCAUGAUGCCUUCGCCGCCCGCACCUUCAACUGUACAGUGGGCUGUCAACCAUUUGCAACAGUGUGGUGCCCUGGACGCGCAGGAGACACUAACGCCUCUAGGCUGGCAUUUGGCACGGCUGCCGCUGCACCCUGCGGCCGGCAAGCUGCUGCUGCUGGCCGCGCUCUUCGGCUGCCUCGACCGCGCCGCCAGCGUCGCUGCAGUAUGGAGCUUUAAAGAUCCCUUCCAGCUCGUCAUUGGCAAAGAAGCAGAAGUGGAUGAGGUAAAACGUAACUUUACAUUGGGCGAACCGAGCGACCAUAUUGCUAUAUCAGAGGCAAUAAUACAAUGGGAACGAUGCAGAUCGCGACAGCAUAGACACUCUUUCGCUUACUCAAACUUCUUAUCAAAUAAUACUUUGGAAUUGUUAGCCGAUAUGAAAAAGCAGUUGGGUGACAAUCUGAAACAGAUGGGCUUCCUUACCUCCGGUGACGUCAAAUCUCGCUAUGAGAACAGAAACGCCAACAAUAUGAGCCUCUUCAAAGCGAUCGUGGCCGCAGCGCUUUAUCCUAAUAUAGCUACAGUUAGAUGGACAAAUAUAGAUUCAAGGAAUCGACCCGCACGAAUGAAAGUAUAUACACCUGAAGAAGGUAACAUAUCUCUCCAUCCCAGUAGUGUUAUGGCGUCAGCGAAGAACCCGAGGUCCAAUAAUAGACCGUUGUGUAACCAGCCCGGAGCUAACUGGCUGGUGUACUGGCUUAAACAACGAUCUACCUCACGUUUUCUGCUAGAAGUUACAUUAAUAUAUACUCUACCGCUUCUCUUCUUCGGCGAGUUUGUAGUAAGCGACGAUAAAAAUGAAGACCCAGAUGAAUGUUGUUUUUCAAUAAAGACAGUCAAAGUAAAGGUAAAAAAAGAAGCCGCUGAUAUUUUGCACCAAUUGAGAUCAUUACUAGACUUGGUGUUAGCUCGCAAGGUUACAACAGUUCAAUCCUCAUAUCACAGUAGAUUUGAAGAGGAAGUAAUUGAUGCUGUCAUCAACCUUAUAACGGCAGAAGACGAAGGUGUCGAGUAUAUGGAUGCCGAUAAUUCUGAGUCUGACUCCGAGGACUCGUUUAGAAGUAAAAGAAGAUACUAAAUACAUUUUUAUUUAAAUUUA
Molecule: messenger RNA, 3309 nt
Organism: Papilio xuthus (Asian swallowtail)
Lineage: Eukaryota; Metazoa; Arthropoda; Insecta; Lepidoptera; Papilionidae
Gene: Rhau
Product: ATP-dependent RNA helicase Rhau
Exons: 13
Coding region: 160-3288 (1042 amino acids)
Cellular component (GO): nucleus; intracellular anatomical structure; cytoplasm
Molecular function (GO): G-quadruplex DNA binding; G-quadruplex RNA binding; DNA helicase activity
Source: RefSeq, a predicted model, not a curated record